Molecule: messenger RNA, 1844 nt
Organism: Callithrix jacchus (white-tufted-ear marmoset)
Lineage: Eukaryota; Metazoa; Chordata; Mammalia; Primates; Cebidae
Gene: DNAAF6
Product: dynein axonemal assembly factor 6
Biological process (GO): axonemal dynein complex assembly; flagellated sperm motility
Cellular component (GO): cytoplasm
Molecular function (GO): dynein intermediate chain binding; protein-folding chaperone binding
Source: RefSeq, a predicted model, not a curated record
CCAGGAAAGUCAAGCGGGAACCCAGAGGUUGGCGGUUGGGCGGGGGCUGGGGGCGGCAAAACAAAGUUGUUACCCUAGCAACAGAUAGACGCCGCAUUUUCCACAGUCUAUUUUCGGAGCCUAUCCACAGACCCGAAAACUGAACAAAGAUAAUGGAAUCUGAAAAUAUGGAGGCAGAAAAUCUGGAAUCUCAAAGUAUGGACAUUGAGACUGUUUCUUCAGUAACAGCUCUACAAGCCCUCACCAAGCUACUUAAUCCUGAAGAAGAGGAUGUUUAUGACUAUGGACAGACAAGUGGUUUAUCUACUAUUGGAGCCAUGGGUCCUGGAAAUAUUGGACCACCCCAAAUAGAAGAGCUCAAAGUCAUCCCUGAAACCAGUGAGAAAAAUAAUGAGGACAUCUGGAAUUCAGAAGAGAUUCCAGAAGGAGCAGAGCAUGAUGAUAUGUGGGAUGCUAGAGAAAUCCCAGAGUAUGAGAUUGUAUUCAGACAGCAGGUGGGAACUGAGGAUGUAUUUUUAGGGUUGUCAAAGAAAGACUCCUCAACAGGUUGUUGCACUGAACUAGUGGCUAAAAUUAAACUGCCAAAUACAAACCCUUCUGAUAUUCAAAUUGAUAUCCAGGAAACGAUCCUUGACCUUCGUACUCCUCAGAAGAAGCUGUUGAUAACUCUUCCUGCACCAGUAGAAUGUGCCAGUGCCAAAGGAUUCUAUAACUCAGAGACCGAAACUCUUGAAAUCGUCAUGAUUAUGAAAAGAGAGUUAGAGAUUGCUAAUUUCUAAUUUCUUCUGACACUGCAUGAAAAAGCUAAGAAGUGGCAAAAUGGCAUUGGUAACAAUUAAAAAACUUUAAAAAAAUGUUUUCUAUGUUCUCUUUAUUCUGACAUAUUUUGGAAAGGGACAAAAUUCAAUUCUAGUGAUAUUGUGUCCAUUUACAGUCAUUUCUAUUACUCUUUUAGGAAAUAUGCCUUCUUGGCCAGGCACAGUGGCUCACGCCUGUAAUCCCAGAACUCUGGGAGGCCAAGGCAGGUGGAUCACAUGAGAUCAAGAGUUCAAGACCAGCCUGGUAAACAUGGCAAAACCCCAUCUCUACUAAAAAUACAAAAAUUAACUGGGCAUGGUGGCAGGCGCCUGUAAUCCCAGCUACUCUGUCUCAAAAAACAAUAAAAAAUAGGAAAUAUGUUUUCUCAUGCAAAUAAACUACUCAGUUUUUAUAGUGAUAGCUGAGUAGAAUAUUUACAGGUUAAAAAUUAGAAUAUUACAUGAUCAAUUACAUAAUUGAAACAUGAUCAUGAAAUGGUUGGUCCACUCAUUUCAGUAGUCUGAAAAAUUUAUGCUAAUUAUUUAUACUUACACUGUGAUACAAUUGGCUGCAUAGAAAUCUGUCAUUAUUAUUACCAGAGAAAUUUAUUUGGUUGCUUUUUCGUUGAUUUGAUCAAUUGACUUACAGUGUUCUUCUGUUUAGGCUCUCACGAUUGUUUUGGAAUAUACAGGUAACAAAUAGUUUGAUGUACCAUACUAGCAACUUGUUUACUUGCGUAAGAAAUACUUUUGAGCAUACAGAUUAUUUGGCUUCUUCAGUUGUACUUUUAAUGCUUAAGAUAUAGUUAGGUUAAAAACAUAUUUUACGUGCAUAGUUAUUAACACUGCCUUUUGGGUAUGUUUAUAUUUAGUCAGUUGAAAUCCUUGACUUUAAAAGAAAUAUAAAGAAAAGUUUGACACAUUUACAAAUCCUGUUUGUUCUCAUUUUCUAUCUUUCUUUGUAAUUAGACAUAUCUGUUUUUAGGAAUUGUCUCAAUGUCACCUGCCUCUUCUAUACUGUAUUGCAUAUGUUUAUUUCAGAAUUAU